Molecule: messenger RNA, 4781 nt
Organism: Toxotes jaculatrix (banded archerfish)
Lineage: Eukaryota; Metazoa; Chordata; Actinopteri; Toxotidae
Product: KIAA0586 ortholog
Exons: 28
Coding region: 298-4494 (1398 amino acids)
Biological process (GO): smoothened signaling pathway
Cellular component (GO): centriole; ciliary basal body
Source: RefSeq, a predicted model, not a curated record
CUGUUUCCACAGCUGUCUCGUUUCCACUUUAGUUUCUCUUUAAAAUUUUCCCCACGGCUCUUUUUUUGAUUUUGCUCUCUAUAUUUUUACUUUCUAAACUUCACGUUUCCGCGGUUAUUCGCGCCGUUCACCGAGUUUUGACGGUCACGCUGCUGUUUGAUGCCGGAGCGGGAAGUUCGAAUGAGGCUAGCUGCUGUUAGCCUGUAUGCUAACGCUCCGCCGAUAGUCACCAAAACUGUUCAAACUAAAUAAAAUCAAACCAUAUUAAAUUAAACUAAAUGGAUUAAAACCGUGCCGAUGUUUCGCCAGCCCGCCGUUAGUUCUCACACACCCCGGGAUUUACCCGGUGAUCUCAGCCCGGAUCAAUCCUCCUACAGCUCGGACACCGGGGACAUUUUAAUCCGUUCCACCAGGAUUCUCCUCCCGGACCGGAGAUGUGGCGCUGGAUCGGGACCCGGAUCGGUCCAGAUAACCGUCCAGAAGCUGAAGGACCCUGCCCCCGUCCAGCAGCAGCCGCCGCGGGCGAAGCCACGACAGAAGCCGGAAACCUGUGCUCUUCCACGGCCAGCGGCAGGCGGUCAGCCCGGUAAGAGCUCCGACAGGUGGAUGCUGAAGGAACCUGGACAGACCAAAGAGAACCAGGAACCCUCAGGAAAACCUCCAACAGAAAAGAGGAAGCUCUCUGCUGGGACGCAGAGUGACCAGCAGGCUGGUCACGACCUCCUGACUUCACGUUUCACCCCUGGAGGUCGAGGAGUCGUACUCACAGCUCUCAAACAAUGCUCUCACAGCGCCCCCCGCAGGAGAGAGGUCAAAGUGAAGCUGCUGAAGCCAGAAUCACUGAAGGACAGCUCUCAGGGUGCUCCUGGUCCGAGGUCCAGCUCCCAGCAUGUAGUGGGGGUCCAGCGAGUGGCGGGGCUGUCCUCCGGUCACCAGGGAGACACCAGCAGUGCAGCUGCAGCCCCUCUCAUCAAGGCUGCUUCGUCUCCUUCUCGUGUGCAGGCUCAGUCGGACGUUGAGGCUCGAGUGUGUCGGCUGGAGGACGACGUUCAGAGGCUGCUGCAGGUGGACAGGGAGGGCGGGGACGGGGGGCGGAGCCUGAGCCAGCAGACCCUGCAGCACCUGGAGAUGCUGCACAGCCAGCAACUGCAGCUGCAGAGCCAGCUACUGGAGUCAGCCCUAAGGAUGGUAACCAGCCACGCCCCCAUGACCUCUACUACCUCUGAGCUUACAGCCUCAGGUCAGCCGGCCCAUCUGCAGGUCACACACCUGGACGCUGCAGCAAAUGUCCUGAGCAACCAGCGGCGAAGCUCCUCAGCAACCAGAGCUGCCGCCGUCACCGCUGCUGCUGCUGCAGUGGAGACCAGACCAGUUACCAUGGCAACACCCAGCCGUGACCGAUGGCCAGAGCAAACCAGAAGUGACCAGUAUCGCCGAGGUACUCCCAGCGUUUCCACAGCAACCCAGCCACCUGAAAGAACUGACUUGCAGCCUUCAGCCAAUCACAGCCAGGCGGUGGUAAGGAAAGCCAAUGAGGUGCUAAGGGAGGUGGGACAACUGAGGACUGAGAUGAAGAUGCUGCUGACACAGCCAGCAGAGACUCUGAAAACUACCAGACCUCCACCAGACAACCAUCAGUCUCAGUCAAACCUACUUCAGUCCCAACUAAACCACUUACAGUCCCAACAAUCCCAGUCCCAGCCUCAACAACAUCAGUCCCAUCGAAACCUCUCUCAGCCAAACCAUUUCCAGUCCCAACAAAAUCAUACCAAGUUCCAGUCCCAGUCUGGGCUGGUUCAGAGGAAGCAUGUGGUUCCGUCCAUUUUGGAAGAAGCACAUGAGGUUCUUCGUCAAGUUCAGAGAAGGAAGAAGGUUCUGGAGGAGAACCUGGAGGCAGUGCAGAGAGCCAAGACUGGAGAAAUCCUACACUGCCAACUGGAGGCACUGGCUGCUAACAGAGACUGGACUGCGGAGGUUCGGAUUAAGAAGACCGUAGAUGCCUGGAUUAGUGCUUUAUCCAAAGACAUUCAGGCUGAGACGUCCUCAGAGGACGCUGCACUGACAUCAGAGCUGAGGACUGCGAGGAGUUUCGCCCGCACAGGAACGGGCAGGCCAGUGAGCGCGCUCAGAGAGACGGGAAGUAAGACAGCGGUGGUGAGAGGAGGCCAAGGACAGAGAGCGAGACAAGGACCGGUGCAGGGGGUGAAGCCUGGCAGAGUUCCAGGUGUGCCGACAGACAGUGAACAGCUGGAGGGAGAGUCGUACCUGACACGUCUGUACGGCAGAGCUCCGUAUGAAGGUCUGAGACGAACCCUGAAGAAGAGUCCGUACCUACACUUCAGCUCACCUGUGUCACCACUCCGCAGGAAGCCCCGCCCCCGCCUGGUGGAGAGCAUCAGAGGUGUGAAGGUGAAGUCUUGUAAGACUCAGACCAGCUUGGCUCCUCCCCUCAGCCCAUCACCUGGACAACCUCAUCAUCAAGAUAUGGUCAGCUCCUCCCACAUGACCUUCGCUGACCCCACUGACCUCACAGUGACCCCUGCAGAUGCUUACUCUGUUCCCAUGACGAUCCCACUGGGCCGUCGCAGGAUUGGCCCUUCCUCCAGGUGUCCCACUGAGCGUCAGCAGGAAGUGCCAUCACUACCCACACCUACUUCCACAUUUGGUGCAGCUGCUGUGGCUGAUGGAGCACCUGAGCCACAGCCACAGAGGGAGGAGCAUCUGGAUGCAGGUGAAGAUCCUCCUCCUCCUCCUCGUCCAUCAAAUGCUGUCAUUGAGACGAAGAGCGAGGAUGAGGAGAAUGUUUUUCCUGGAACUGACUUCCUGUCUGUAGCUGAUGUGGUCCAGGAGGAGGUGAGUGUGGUGGGUGAGGAGGCUGUGGAGGUCGAUGGGGGUCCAUCUCCUCCUCCAGUCCUGUACCAGGGUCCAGCCUUCCCUCCCCAGGCCCGCUCUGCCCUCCCUGCCCAGGGACCGGCCUCCAUCCAAGACCCUGUCCAGCAGAGAGAGACCCUGGAGAACCAGCUGAUACAGUGGGUGGAGCAGCAGCUGAUGUCCAGGAUGAUCUCAGAGAUGUACUGCCCCCUUCCCCCCGACCCCACCCAGAAUGUUUCCACCGACCAAUCAGAGCUUGAGGAGCGGAGCGUCACCUCAGACAUUGUGGAGGCAGCAGGAGGUGGAGGUCUGCAGCUGUUCGUAGACUCCAGCAUGUCCGUGGACUCCACUGUGAUCAGGCAGCUGGUUAAUGAGGUUCUGACAGAGAUUGUGGCUCUGAUGCUGGGACAGAGAGAUCCACUGGACACAGGACCAGGACCAGCAGCAUAUCAGGAGGACAAACUGGUUCCUCUGGUUUCUACACCAGUACCAACCCCUCCACCCAGUCAGACCACGCCCGUUGGACAAACCCCGCCCACCACCACACCCCUUCCAUCUGAACCAACCAGCCUACUGAAUGAGGCGUCUCCUCAGCCAAUCACAGCUCCAGAGCCAGUGGCCACGCCCACAUCCAGCCCAGAGCCUGCUCCCGUCGCAGAAAGUUCACCUGGCCUUCAUCCUGACCCGCCCCCUCUAACCUGGGGAGAUGCUGAGCUGCCACUGGACGAGGAGAGACCGGAGGAACACCUGGAAACACACAAACAAGCAAUGGUGAUGUCAGUAGCAGAGGAGGAGCCUCCUCUCUCCUCCCCCUUUUCUCCUCCUCCUACCUCCCUCCCUCCUGCUCCCUCCCCGUCUCCUCACCUCGGUCCUGACCCCAGAGCAGCAUCCCCCUCCAGCUCUUCAGGGGACUCCAGCUCCAGUGGUUCCAGUGGUUCCAGUAGCAGCAGCAGCACAGUGACAGCAGGGACUGACGCAGCACUGAGACACAUCUCAGAGGGAGAACUGCUCAUCAGUGUCAACCAGCUGGCUGCCACCACAGAGGAGGAGGCCGUCUGCAGUUUCUCCAGCUCUCUGCAGGAGCUGCAGGACAUGGACUAUGAUCCCCCCAGUGAAGGACAAGUCAGAGGUCAUGACCUCCUGCUGGCCCGAGGAGAGAGACCACAACCAGAGGGCUCCUGGGGGAGGGAGGACCAAGAUCAGGAGGAGGUGAGCGUGGGAGAGGUGAGAGAUGAUUGGACUACAGAUCCCAGGAGCAACAGCAAGGGCACAGCAGCCAGGCGGAGUCAAACGUCCUCACCUGGACAGAUCAGUCAGUGUGCAGAUGUGUCAGACGUCAGUUUUGAAGUGACCAAUCAGGGCUUGGUUACCAUGGGCAACCUGAUGGUGGAGCCACUUGGUACACUGACCUCUGACCUCCAGACCGACCUUUCACUGUCUCCUCCUCCUCCACACCUGGAGAACAUGACACCUGCAGCCAGACACAAGGAGGAGGGAGGAGCCGGGAGGAUGGAUGUUCAUCUGCCCUCCAUCAGACAGGUGGAGGAGGAGGAGGAGGUGGAGGUCGGAGCAGCAGCUGAUACAGACUCAAACCAGAGAAGAGAAACUGAGGAGUCAGUGUAACUGUUUAUAACAGACUGUCGUGUUGUUGUAAGUAUGACGGAAACCAACGAUUAUUUCAACUCCUUAUUGAAAUAACCAGCAGGAACCAGCUGGAACCAGCUGGAACCAGUCUGUGUCACUGGGAUCUGAUUCACUGUAAACCACACACUGGGUUCUAAAGUCUCCUGCAGCUCCAGGACUGUUCCGUCUCCUCAGCUGUUUGAAUUCAGCUCGGAGCUGAUCACUGAUCAAUAACACUGAUCAUUAUGUUAGAUUCUGUCGUUGAAAUAAAUAAAAGCUUUAAUAAA